GACUGCACUUACUGACUGUAUGACAUUUGAUUCAAUAUUGUUGUCCUUUUACCUUGAGACGUUCCUAAAAAAAAAUUUUUGAUACUUAAAAGUUUGCAGUCUUAUAUUCUGCGUUUAAAAAUGGAAGGAUUUAUUGAAGUUAAAGAGAUAUCAGACUUCGUAUCCUAUAUAAAGAGUAUUGAAUGGAGGGAUCCUUGGCUAAUUGCUCUCUUAUCUUUUCACAUCCUUGUAACUUUCACUUGUUUCUCCACUAGGAACUAUGGAAAUUUUCAAAUUAUACUCUUCAUUACAUUAUUACUUCUGGUAUAUUUCUCUGAGAGUAUAAACGAAGUCGCAGCAAGAAACUGGAGUCUUUUCUCAAGGCAGCAGUACUUCGACAGCAAGGGUCUCUUCAUAUCAGUGGUGUUCUGUAUACCGAUACUGUUAAAUUGUAUGAUUAUGGUGGGUUCAUGGCUGUAUCAAUCAACUCAACUUAUGACUAAUCUUAAGAAGGCACAACUCCGGCAGCGGCUCAAAGAACAGAACAUGCAAAGGGAACAGCAGAGACACAUCAAGAGGGAGUGAGAGAUGUUCAAACAUGUCCUGAUGCACACAGUACGCGAUAUGCCUUCAAGAUAUAUCUUAUGUAUACAACAGCCAUAGUGACGUCUGGUUAAAAACAAUUCAAUGUGUAAUAAAUUCUUUGCCAACGUAACGAUGUACUAACAGCUAAACGUUGUUAAUGUAUUAACACUACACGCUCUAAUUGGUUACAUUUGAAAUCGCUGCUAAGUUAUUUGCAUAUUUUGUUAUUCCUGAAUCCGGACAUUAAUUAUCUUCGAUAAUUAUUAAGUUUACAAGAUUCUUGACGGUUUCUGUUCUAUGUCAAUUAUUGCCAACGGCCAUAACACUAGUGCAAUACGUAUUGUAAGAUAAUGUAAGGUAAAAAAUUAUAAUAAAUUAAACAUCGCUCCUAA
Messenger RNA from Danaus plexippus (monarch butterfly), 956 nucleotides. RefSeq names its product transmembrane protein 18 (gene Tmem18). The record is from RefSeq and is a predicted model, not a curated record. The transcript has 4 exons. NCBI's taxonomy places the organism in Eukaryota, Metazoa, Arthropoda, Insecta, Lepidoptera, Nymphalidae. The coding region runs from base 121 to 564 and encodes 147 amino acids. Gene Ontology annotation, cellular component: nuclear membrane.